UCCUGAAAAAAUCUGCCGAGACAUAUCCUGGAUGUCAUAAUAUGCAUUUGUAAGAGGAAAAUUGGAGUGCAGUAUAUAUGAAGUGGCUGAGGAUAAGCCGGGCCAGUAACUUUGCUAGAACACGGGUUGUCUACAUGCGUGGAGGCUCAGAGCUCACCUUUGGUAACUUUCGGGACAGUUUUGUAAGUCAACACUCUUACUGAUAUCUAGUGAGCAUUGGAAAUGUUGCUGUUGUUUUAGAUUGAGGUACUCGGAACAAAGAGUUCCAAGCAGCAUGGGCUAUGGUAAGCACUUCACUACUUACCUGGCACAGGAGAUGUGCGUCGUUGGAAACUAUUUAAUGUUGCAUUUUUAGUCAUGGUAGAGUGAGGUACUAAGUGGGCAACUGUUGAUGUCCAUUGGUGCGCACUUUAAAGUUGUUCACUGGAGAAUAUGCUGAAGUUAAGCUUAAAUUAAGACUUAAUAUUUUUACGUGAACGUUAGUCUUAAUAUUACCUGGAUUUAUAAGAAUAUAAUUAGUAGUACGUCACAAACUAUAUUAUACACAAGACUGUUGAAGUAGUGUCGUAUAGGCCUAGCAGAGCCAUGGAUGGUCAUGUAGUUUGAAGGCUAUGGUUAGUUGUGUAAAAAUCAUGGUUAGUCGUGUGAAGACAGCGGUUAUUCCCGUAAAGACCAUGGCUGGUUGUGUGAAAACCAUGGUUGGUUAUGUGAAAACCAUGGUUAGCCGUGCGAAGACCAGGAGUAGUCGUGGGAAAAAAAUUAAUCGUGUGAUUGUGAGAAACGUGACAGUGGUGUUUAUUAUUACUUCGAGUGUACUCAAGUUGCUCAUGUACUUGCCUCAGAACAGCAAAGAAGCAGCGAGGAUUCUAAGGUCACCCUACGUUGUACCGGCGCCACUGGUGACUGGAAGUCCCUCUGUGGCGGCGCCCGCAGUGGUGGUGGUGUGUCACGACCCUAACACUACCAGCAGCAGUCCGGCGCUGGACGCCGCUACCAGCAAGGAAUCACAUCGUCUGCUGGGGUCGUGGCCCAGGCAAGCCGAGCAGCUGACUACUAUGCUCAAGACGCUCCUCUACUUCAGUAAGGCUGAUAAAUGGCGCAUCAUCGUCAUGACGGACGCGCUCACCACCUUCCACAAAGUGUUAAAGCUGACACGAACGUUUCCAGAGGACCAGAAGCGGAGGCUUGAGCUGCAACAUGAGAAUGUUUGGUUCCCAGACAACUUCCCAGGGAUAAAGGAGCACUGGAGGCCAUGUGUGUGGGCUAAACAGUUCCUGGCCGAAGCUCUGCCUCACGAAGACGCUGUUGUAUAUUUUGACACAGAUGUGGUGUUCCUGGGUCCUGGUGAAGAAGUGUGGUGGUUGCUGAGGCGGAUGGAGGCUAGUCAAGCAGUGGCUCUGGCUCCUGAACCACAGUACACGUUGGAUGACCCCAGACGGCCGUAUGCAGGCAGUGUUGGACUCAACACGGGAGUCAUGGCCGUCAACCUGACACGGCUGCGACAGCUGCCUGGAGGUGGCCUGGGUAGUGCUAUACUACUGGAAGGCGCCAUUGACCCACCACCGCGUCACGACCAGGAUGCUCUAAACCACUUUUUAAUUAACAAACCUCACCUGGUACAAGAAGUAACAUCACGAUGGAACUUUUCACCUGCUUCUUGCUUCAGCGUGGCUCCUCCGUGUCCAGACUGUCUCUCCUCCGGCAUCCUCGUCCUCCACGGAGCAGAUGCUACUUUCUAUAGACACAUCGACAGGAAAUUCUUGGUAGGUAGUACUGUAACUUUAUAUAUAAAGAUAGUUUCAUUCUUGCUAUAGUCAGCGCAGUAAUCAAGUUAGUAAGCUCGUCACUAUUAUGGAAGAAAAAUUGGAACAAAAUGAGAAAAUUUAACAAAUAAGAAAUGUUCAUUUUUCGACCAUUCUCAAGUCGAUUGCGAUCGAUUUGAGAAUGAUCCAGGACGGACCGAAACGUCGUCGUCCCUUCACCUUCAAGUGUGUGGUCUGGUCAACAUACUUCAGCCACGUUAUUGUGACUAAUCGCCUGCAACUGUUGUGAGGUUGCGUCCUGGGGGAGCGUCAUUACUUCGACCUGGGGGGGGAAGGGGGGGGGGCGUAGAAGGAGGUCGAUACAAGCGGUCCUUCGUCCUUCGAGCAUGUCAAUGGUUGCCUUCCAACAUAACAAAAAUCGUAGCAUUGCCUUUCUUACUAACUAGGUAUUCAUAAAGGCUUAUCUUGUUUCGUCAGGUUGUGUACAACAUCGUGGCGAGUGUCAGGCUCGGGCAGGACCCUCUAGCAGUGCUGGCGCAGCUGGAGUUGCAUCUGGCGCUGGUGGACGCCGGGAGGACCAUCUUCCCUUGCAGCAACUACACCCAUCUCAAUCACGCUCUUACACUCGGGCUCAAGGACGCUGCCACACUAACAGUCCAACACCAAUUACAGUCCUUAAGUGCACGGGGACAUCUGCCACAGCCCUGAGGAAUAUAGGAACACCUGUUACAUGUCACAAGUAUAUAGAAACAUCUACCAUAGCGCUGAAGUGCACAGGUACACCUGACGCAAUCAUGCGGUCCAUGGAAGAUGCUUGUCACAGUCCUGAAGUACAUGGGUACACCUUUCACAUGAUGCACCUGAAGUGCAUGGGGACACUUGUUACAGCCCAGAAGUAUAUGAGGAUAUCUGCUACUGCCCUGAUGGAGAACAUUUGUCAGGAGGAUACACGGUUACAAAUACAAACUAUCGCAGUGCUUUCUGUUACGGCCAGCUUGAGCCAGUAACCGGGUUAUUUCUGUUAACGUGUCUAAUAGUCUCUUCUUCUUUAUCCUACCCAAAGUCGAUGGCAAGUGGUGGUAGCAAAUAACAGUGCAAGGAAUAAAAAGGAAGGGGGGAUAAACAAUACGUAAUUACACCUUCACCAAUAUAUAUUAUAUCUAAGUAUAGCUACACAUAUUCACACUGUGUCGCUUUCCUUCAGGACACUCAAUAGACCUGCAGUGUUCAUCAAAUCCCGGCGAGUCCACUACGUCCAGGUACACGUCGUCUA
This is a messenger RNA of Procambarus clarkii (red swamp crayfish), 3036 nucleotides long. Lineage: Eukaryota; Metazoa; Arthropoda; Malacostraca; Decapoda; Cambaridae. The record is from RefSeq and is a predicted model, not a curated record.